Aedes aegypti (yellow fever mosquito) is the source of this 5127-nucleotide messenger RNA. RefSeq names its product transcription initiation factor TFIID subunit 3. The coding region runs from base 1567 to 4881 and encodes 1104 amino acids. The record is from RefSeq and is a predicted model, not a curated record. The transcript has 3 exons. Gene Ontology annotation, cellular component: transcription factor TFIID complex. NCBI's taxonomy places the organism in Eukaryota, Metazoa, Arthropoda, Insecta, Diptera, Culicidae.
AACGGCGAAUCAUCAACGCAUCGUCGCCGCAGUCAGGUUUCUUUGCUUUUACGUGCAGUGAUAAAAGUUAUUUGCGAAUUUUGGUGUGAUUUCGGACUCAAACACGGUGGAAAAUAGUGUUAUUCGAUAGUGCUCUGAUCGGUGCAAACGGUGGUGGUGGAUUUUACCAGGAAAUCGCGCCAGAUGGCGCAUCAAAAGUGAAUUGAAAAUUUUGCCAAUCUGGCUUGUGCGAUCGGUUUUCCCCCGUUUCGGGUUUCGGUCGGAACAAGAAGUGGUCGAGUGAAGAUAGGAGGAGAGGUCGCGGCAGUAUAAAUAAAGACACAGGGAAGAAAGUGCUCCCGUCCCCGUGCUGAACCAGUGUUGGUGAAUUGUGGGUGGGUUUGGGAGCUGAGAGGGCGCAAGUCCCGCUAGAAUUUCAUUUUUCGUGUUAUUCACUCCGUGAUAAACAUCAACAAGAGCUUGAAAGGAUGUCGGAACGUUACACGCAUCAGCUGCUGAAAGUGGUGGUGGCGCAGAUAUGCCAGACGAUCGGAUGGACCUCGAUCCAGUCGACUCCGAUGGAGCUGAUGAUCGACAUUCUGGACCAGUAUCUGCGGGACAUAACCCGGGUGACGCAUCGUUACGCAGAGCUGUACAACCGGACGGAUCCCAAUUUGGACGAUGUGGCGUUGGCCUACCGGGAGAUGGGAAUGAAUCUGGGCGAACUGCAGGAGUACCUGCAGUUUGUGGAUCCGAUUGAGCGGCCCUUCGAGGUGCCAAAGUAUCCGCUGCCGAAGGAUAGUCAUCUGAAUUUCAUGAAGCCUGGGAGUAAGGAGGUGCUGACCAGACCGGUGCACAUCCCGGAACAUAUGCCUCCGAUGCUGGUGGAUUCGGAGGAAGAGCAGGAAGAGGAAGAACGUCGCCGGCAGAUGCAGAUGCACUUGAUGGCGGAAGCGGCCGAGGCAGAGCAGGAAGAUGUGAAGCCGGAUAUCGGGGAGGUUGUGGAAAAGAUGGAAGAGGUGGGCGCCGAAGAAGUGGCCGUCAUGGAUGCUAGUCAGAGUGAAGAAGUGGUCACGUUCAAGAGGCCUUUGGACGGUCCUGUCGGGGAAGGUGGUGUAUUGGAUAUCAAAAAGCCCAAGUCGCUCUCGGAGGAGAGACGACCUACCAGGGAGAUCAGCAGCGUGAUUAUGACCACGUCGGGUUUUAUAUCACCGGCCCGGGAGGGCAGGCUGCCGGAUUCGAAGCCGCCGGAGAUUCCGGAAGAGAAACCGAAGCCUCCUCCACCGCCACCACCGGCGCCGGUGUCCACUGCUUUACCGGUGGCCAAGAUCGACGAGAAGUUUGGUAAGAAAGCCAAGAAGAAACCGAUUGAGAAGGAGAAGAAGGACAAGAAAGAGAAGAAAGUGGACAAGAAGAAGGACAGCGCGGAUAAGGAGAAGGAAGCGAAGAGCAGACCUGCAACUCCGACGAUUCAACUGAAGGAGCCAUCGGAAGCACCGCCAGCGCCAGUUUCAACAAUAGAAGAGGACAUAAAACUGCUGCCUCUUCCGGUGGAACCUCCUUCGGAACUCCCUAUACCUGUUCCGGAUGUCAAACCUCCAUUACCGUUGCCGAUCGAAGCGGAAAAAACCAAUCGUUCCGCCACCGGUUGUUCCUGUUGCUCCACUUCCAAAGCCGAAGAAGGAGAAAGCACCCAGAAAGAAGAAGCAGCAGGAACCGAAACAGAAGCCUCAGCUGCCUCCGAUGAUACCCAACCUAGGAAUGGAUGUUGGUGCCAUUUUCCCUCCUGGUCAAACGAUUCCUCCUCCUCCGAUGACCUCCCCUUUGAUGAACCAAAUUACGCCGCCAAAACCGCCCAAACCGAAACGUACCAAGCUAACCAAGAAGCAAAUCGAGCGACAGUACAUGGAACAGCUGCAGCAAUUCCAGGGAGGUCCACUCAAUGCACAGAACAUCUUGGACAUGCUCACGCCUCCAGGGAAGAAGCCCCUUCCGGGACUGUUCCAAUCGCCGCUUUUUCCUCCGCAGAAACAGCUUCCUCCACCGCCACUACCCCAGCAGCAGCCCAAAUUUCCGGACAACGUGGCCCAGUCCCAGCUGGACAUGCUGCAAAAGCUCCAUCCGAGUCUGGAAAUUACUCCGGCGCCCGGCCCUUCGACCGUUCCCUCAAUGCAUGCCUCGCCGGAGAAACACAAACUGAACAUCUUCAAAAAGGUGGCCAAGAAGGAAGCUCCUCCCCCGACGGUGCCCUCCAGCCAGGGCCCAAUCAUCGUCAUCGACGACGACAAAAGUCCUCCCCAUCAGCCGCAGUUCCCGACGACGCCCAUGGGCAAAAAGCGAGCCCCCAAAACGUCCACCUCUGGGUUCUCCUUCCAAGACACACUUUCCUCGCCGGACAUGGGCUUCAACAUGAGCAUGACUCCAAGUGAUCACUCCGGUGGGCUGGGCCCAUCCGGAUCGUUCCGGGAGUUUUCCCCACCGAAAACGCCCUCCAACCUGCCCAAGACGCCCGACAUCAAAAUGCCGUCCAGCUCUAGCUCGUCGGCCUCCUGGAUGAGCGAUUCGGGCAAACUUUCCGUCGGACCUGGUCCGCUGUUCGGAGAUUUCCCCAACUUUGGCCUUCCCCCCGCUAAGGAAGAGAAGAAGAAGAAACCCCGACAACCCAAGCAGCCGAAGGAAACGGCAGCCGCCAAGAAAGCCAAAAAUGCUGGUCUUUUGGAAGAGUUGAAACUUCUCCAACAACUCCAUCAGCAGUUCCCUCAGGCGCCUCCCGGUCCGUCACCCAUGGACAAGAAACCCCUGCCUGACGUCUACAACAUGCCCCCAAUGACGCCUGCAUUCCUCGCGUCGCAAAUCCGGAAUCCCGGAAUGUUCGGCAUGUUCCCGCUCCCAUCCGGACCUGGUCUCAUCCCCGAGAACCCACUAUUCAAUCCCUUCAACCCAGCACAAUCAUUCCUUCCCCCGGGAUUCGGAAUGCCCACGCUGCCGCCCCGCUUCGACAUCAGCAAGCUACUCCAAAACCCACGCCCCUCCAAGGCCCCAUCGAUGGAAAGCUUCGACAACCUGGACCCGGAGACCAAGCUGGCUCACACGCCUCUCGAUCUCCAGAAGAGCACUUGCAACGUCGCCCCCUUGGUGCCACCAUCCCUCCAAAUCGACCCCGUCCCACCUCCUCCAACAACCUCCCGCAAAAAGCCCCCCAUCUCCCCGAUCGUCAAAGACCACCUCCCCCAGGAGCACUCCCUCAAUCUCUCCAUCAAAUCCAACGUCAUUCACCAGAACCCCACCGUACCCUCAUCCAUCGUUCCUCAACCCCCGGCAGCUCAUCAACAGCCCAAGUUCCAUCCAGAGCAUCCCACACCCUACCCCAAAGAACCACCCUCCGUCCCCUCAAUGACCACAACCUCAGCGACCACAGUCGUCCCAUCCCAUCAUCCACCACCCACCCCAACCCCCCAAAAUCUCCCCACCCUGGCGGCCGCCUCCCCAACAGUACCCCCCAUCACCCCCGGGGAAACCAUCGUCAUCGAAACGGACUCGGACACCAACAGCCAGUCCACGGUGACCAUGGCGGCAAUGGGCAUUUCGCCGCCCCAAUCAUCCGGCGGUUCGUCCACCACCAAACCCGCCAAGGAUAAGUCGGAAAAGCGCAAAAACAAGGAACACAAAAAGGACAAGAAGCUCAAGGAAGGCAAGGAGGGCAAAAUCAAGAAGAAGAAAGACAAGAAGGACAAGAACAAGAGCAAGGACCGGGACCGGGAGCGACCCAAGUCAUCCCACUCAAUGAACCAGGACCUCUCCGACGGACCCAUAGAACAAUCGUUCUCGGCCGUCGCCGUCGCUGGAGCCCUGCCUGACGACCCCAUGCUGCAGGAACAGAUCCGCCGCAAGGAGAAAAAGGAAAAGAAGAAGGAGAAACUCAAAAAGGAGAAGCGGAAAGAGAAGGAGCGGGCGGCCGCAGCUGCAAUGGAGUCAUCCUUCUCCGAUCCACGAAGUUCGUUCAAUCUGUCCGGUUCGGCAAAUGUGGAUCUCUUCCCUUCGGUAUCGGCCACGACAAUUCCGCCAGAUCACCGCAACAGCCCCGAAGUCCCUGGAGCCACCUCGGUGCCGAAGUUGAUGCUCAAACUCGGCUCUACCAGCACGCCAUCGCCCCGCGCUGCCACUCCGGAUCACACUCCGCACCAGCAGCCAGAGCCAGCCAACAAACCACCGCCCGAAGUCAAGCGCGAAGCAUCACCGGAACUGGCCCGGAUAUCCGCUCUGUUCACGCGACCGCCCAAACUCAAAACCCCCGGCAGCAAGGGCAAAAGCAAAGACGACGACUCCGGCAAGGCCCCGAAGCUGUCCGUCGACCACUCGAGCAAAGCCGCCGGCAAGCUGGACUUUACCGGCACAGAUCAACCGGCGAAACCGCGACCCCGUGGCAUUCAAGCCCUCCCGGACACGAUCGACCUAUUCUCCGUCACUCCGACCCCAUCCCAUCCAACGCUACCAAAAGCAGCCACCGCGACCCCGUCCGCUUCAACUUCAUCAGAUCAUCCGACGCCGCAUUCCUCCAAGAAGCCCCCGAAGGAACCGAAGUCGUCCAAAUCGACGUCGGCUUCGGCCAGUCUGGGCGUGACCAUUCCCGCCCCGAAAGACACGCCCAUCAAUGUGCAGGACGCCGAUGGCAACGUGGUGUGGAUUUGCCCGGCGUGUGGCCGCGUCGACGACGGAACGCCGAUGAUCGGUUGCGAUGGGUGCGACGCGUGGUACCAUUGGGUGUGCGUUGGCAUCCAGGUGCCACCGGAUUCCAACGAGGACUGGUACUGCCGGGUUUGCAUCGGCAAGAAGCAGGAAUCGCACGGCGACGAGAAGCAGAGGAAGCGGAAGAAGAAGGACAAGAAGAAUCCUAAGGAUUAGAAUGGGGGAGACAACUAGGGCUGGAUUGUGUUCAAGAGUUUAACUGUUAUAGUAACUGGGUGUUGUGAACAGCACACGCCCUGUGGGGUGUGCGAUAGUGUGUAGUGUUGUAAUGUAGAUUGUUAGCAUUGAUUGAUGAAAUUGAUGUACGACACGUGUAACCGUUGAGGUUCGUAGCAUUAAUAUAGUUAUUGUAAAUUACACGUUUUCGAACAAUCAAUAAACCAUAAUUAGUUGUGACUAUAA